This is a messenger RNA of Syngnathus typhle (broad-nosed pipefish), 3032 nucleotides long. RefSeq names its product solute carrier family 44 member 1b (gene slc44a1b). Gene Ontology annotation, molecular function: transmembrane transporter activity. The transcript is spliced from 16 exons. Lineage: Eukaryota; Metazoa; Chordata; Actinopteri; Syngnathiformes; Syngnathidae. Gene Ontology annotation, cellular component: membrane. Gene Ontology annotation, biological process: transmembrane transport. The record is from RefSeq and is a predicted model, not a curated record. The coding region runs from base 213 to 2222 and encodes 669 amino acids.
UCUCUCGUGACCGACCAGAUCGUCUGAGACCUUCCAAGUCGCUCCAGGACCUUCCAAAUCCUUCAAAGUUUGGCUACAACCAGCUUUUUCGAGUCACUCCAGGGGCUUACGACUCUCCAACCCACCGGGAGGAUCUGCGGCCUUCCGAAAUUUACCGAGACCUUCGAAGUCUCCUCGGGACCUUCUGUGUGUCUGAAGGCACAGCCAUCACGAUGGAGGCCAGUCGUCCGGAGGACCAACCUCACUACAGGUUGAAGAGGACAAAGAGAGAAUGGAGACCACUGGAGGAUCGAAGCUGCACUGACCUGCCCUGGUUCCUGCUCUUCAUCAUCUUCUGUGUCGGCAUGGGCAGCGUGUGCGCCUUCACGGUGGUGUCGGGGGGCGCGGCCCGGCUGGUCCUGGGCUACGACAGCUACGGCAACACGUGCGGACAACGGAACCCACCCUUGGAGGGCGUCCGGCUCAGUGGUCUGGACCACACGGAAAGGAAGUUCGUCUUCUUCUUGGAUCCUUGCAACAUCGACAUCGUUCAGAGGAAGAUGAAAUCAGUGGCGCUCUGCGUGGCCCUCUGCCCCCCGCACGUCCUCCACACGUACAAUGACCUCACGACGUUUGCCACGCUCAAUGGUUCCGAGUUGUGUUCCUACGAGUUAGCGGGUCACAAGUACCCCAGUCUACCCGAGAGGUUCACCAAGUGUCCCAAACUACCUGUCCCGCCUAGCAAGCCUUUGCCGCUCUUCAACCGCUGCACGCCCGUGGACAUCUCGUGUUACUCCAAGUUCGCCGAAGCCGUGGUGACCUUCGUCGGCGACGACUCCUUCCUACACCGAGUCAUCGCCGGCGUGGCGGCCAGCAAAGAAGUCAUCGUAGGACUUUGUCUCCUUGCGCUGGUGUUGUCGAUGACGCUGACGGUGAUCAUUCGCUACAUCUCGGCGGUACUGGUGUGGAUCCUCACCUCGGUGGCGGUGCUCGGCUCUCUAGCGGGGACCAGCAUCCUGUGGUGGUUCUACGUGGACCACCGUCUCCACAGAAACGACACAAACGCCGAGCCGGCCGAAGAGGAAGAACCGGGUCAGGACGACGACCAGACGCUGCUGGUCUACGCCAUCGCCGCCUCUGUCUUCACGGUGAUCCUACUGCUGUUGAUGCUGUUCAUGAGGAAGCGCGUGGCACUUGCCAUCGCCUUGUUCCACGUGGCCGGAAAAGUUUUCAUCCACCUGCCGCUGCUGGUGCUGCAGCCCUUCGUGACCUUCCUCGUGCUGCUCCUCUUCUGGAUCUACUGGGUCCUCGUUCUGCUCUUCCUGGGAACCAGCGGGGAGGUGGUGCACAAUGAGGAGUCGGGCCUGACCGAGUUCCGUCUGACGGGUCGCUUGGAGUACCUGACGUGGUUCCACGCCGUGGGCCUGCUGUGGAUCACCGAGUUCAUCUUGGCCUGCCAGCAGAUGACGGUGGCGGGCGCCGUGGUCACUUACUAUUUCACCAGGGACAAGAAGCGCCUUCCGGCGUGGCCCAUCGUGCGUGCGGCCUUGCGGCUGCUGAGGUAUCACGUGGGCACGGUGGCCAAAGGCUCCUUCAUCAUCACGCUGGUCAAGAUCCCCAGACUCCUCCUCAUCUACGUGCACAAGCAGCUCAAAGGGAAGGAGAACGCGUGCGCUCGCUGCGCGCUCAAGUCGUGCAUCUGCUGCUUGUGGUGUUUGGAGAAGUGCCUCAAUUAUCUCAAUCAGAACGCGUACGCAGCCACGGCCAUCAACAGUACGGGCUUCUGCACGUCGGCGCGAGACGCUUUUGUCCUGCUGGUGGAGAACGCCCUGCGAGUGGCCACGGUCAACGCCAUAGGGGACUUUGUGCUCUUCCUGGGGAAGAUCCUGAUCGUCACCACCACGGCGUUCGCCGGCGUGGUGCUGCUCAAUGCGCGGCGGGAUUACGCCGAGUGGGUGCUGCCCCUGGUCAUCGUUUGUCUGUUCGCCUUCCUGGUGGCGCACUGCUUCCUGUCUGUCUUCGAGAUGGUGGUAGACGUACUCUUCCUUUGCUUCGCCAUCGACACCAAGUACAACGACGGCACGCCGGGAAAGGAGUUCUUCAUGGACAAAGCUCUCAUGGAACUGGUGGAGCGCAGCCGGCGCACCGAGCGGGUGGUUGGCCGGGGGCGGAGCCGAGUCAAGGAGGCGCCGUCGGAGGGGGCGGAGAUGAAACCCAUGGCUCCCGGGACGAGUUCGGCUUGACCAAUGGAAAAGCAGCCAGUGGGACUUGUUGAAAGAAAAAAAUUAUUUUUUAGCAACGUGUAACUUGUUUACUGUCUUUUCACUCCAGGAAAACAAUAUUUUAAUAACAAUAAGUCGACGUAACAAGCACUUUAUAAGGAAGCACUGCUCCUUUGUUCUUGGUUUGAUCCUUCUUUUGUGAGACUGACGUAUCUUCACUUCAAGGACACUUGUUGGUUUGUUUGUAUUUUCUUGAUUUGGACAUCGAGACGCUUAACCAUCUGACUGACGAUGAUGAUGUCAUCGGGGACUCCGGUUGCGACGCAAAUGUGAUGAGUGGCGGGGGCGACGGCAAUAAAAAAAACUAAAAAAGGCUUCCUAUUGGAGACGCUAACUUCUCAGGAAGUUCAAGUGUUACCAGGAAGUGCCGUCGUUUGUGCUGAUGACGCUCGCUAGUGAUCGUAAGACAACCACCAACAAACGGGACAGGAAGUUCAACUUCUUCGGAUCACUCCACCUGUAAAAGCGGAACCCUUCUACAGCGUCCACUUUCGAUUUGACGCCAGGAUCGUUGAAAACAUUUGACGAGGCCAUGUGCUGGUUGGCAAAAUUGUGACAUCACAGCACACUCCCAACAGGUCGGCAGGAAACAGGCAUGCUGUCAUCUUCGUCGUCAUGGCCGUCGUGGAAGUCAUGUGACUCGAGCGAGCGUUUUGGCUCACUCAACUUUUCUGUUCCUGGAGGUUUUUUUGAUAUUUAUGCUUUCUUAUAUUCUGUUUUUUUUUGUUUUUUUUUUUAAGAAAAAUAGUCGAAUAAAAAUCAUCACCCGUG